GUGGAUUUCCUGUGUGAUAACACACUGCACACUACAUUAUUUCAGCAUAGAAAACAAAGACUGUGGCAAAUGGGAGGUUCUGCAUACGUUUUGGAGCAGAAUGGAUGAGAUCCUGUCGCAUAAACAUAAGAGACCAUCAGUGCUGCGUCAUGUUCCGCAAACAGCUUCCAGACAACAACAUGACAGUAAAGGAUCUAGUUUUCUUUGUAAAGAGGAGGUGGAUACAUGUCAUCUUCCCUGGUCAAAUUCCACUCUGAUGCUGUCAACAAGCCCAAGCCUUUAUUUUCUGUCAUCGAGCAGCGACCAUCCAAAGCAACCUUCAAUCAAGACCAGGCUUAAUAAUUGCAUUCCAGAGGUGAUGAGUGCACUGUUUGUAAGCGGUCUUUGCCGCUGGCCAGGCUGUGGAUUGGUAUUCGAAAAUUUCUCCACUUUCCUAAAGCACCUCCAUUCUGAACACAGACAGAGUGACAAAAGCAUUGCUCAGUGGAGGGUGCAGCACGAUAUUGUGCAGUACAUGGAACGUCAGAGUUGA
Girardinichthys multiradiatus is the source of this 532-nucleotide messenger RNA. Its product is annotated as forkhead box protein P1-like. Gene Ontology annotation, molecular function: DNA-binding transcription repressor activity, RNA polymerase II-specific; RNA polymerase II cis-regulatory region sequence-specific DNA binding. Bases 101 to 532 code for a protein of 143 amino acids. The record is from RefSeq and is a predicted model, not a curated record. Gene Ontology annotation, cellular component: nucleus. NCBI's taxonomy places the organism in Eukaryota, Metazoa, Chordata, Actinopteri, Cyprinodontiformes, Goodeidae. The transcript has 6 exons. Gene Ontology annotation, biological process: regulation of transcription by RNA polymerase II.